Molecule: messenger RNA, 2373 nt
Organism: Nyctereutes procyonoides (raccoon dog)
Lineage: Eukaryota; Metazoa; Chordata; Mammalia; Carnivora; Canidae
Product: Fc receptor-like protein 5
Exons: 13
Coding region: 22-2367 (781 amino acids)
Biological process (GO): cell surface receptor signaling pathway
Molecular function (GO): transmembrane signaling receptor activity
Source: RefSeq, a predicted model, not a curated record
AGGAUCCCGGAGCACGCUCCCAUGCUCCUGUGGGCAUCCUUGCUGGUCCUUGCUCCAGUCAGUGGACAACUUGCUGCACCCAAACCCGUGAUUUCCCUCCAUCCUCCAUGGACCGUCGUCUUCAGAGGAGAGACAGUGACUCUGACUUGCCAUGUAUCUCACCUCCGUGCAGCAGAGUACAUAACAUGGCACCUGUCGUACCUCGGAAAGGAUCUACUACAUAAAACCCCAGGAAACACCCUCAAGGUCCGUGACUCUGGAAGGUUCAGGUGCCAGACCAAGGACUCGCCCCCAAGUGACUCUGUGAUGUUGAUCUUUUCUUCAGACUGGCUCAUCCUUCAGGCUCCACACACCGUGUUUGAAGGUGACACGCUGGUCCUGAGAUGCCAGGUUAAGGGGAGACAGAAACUGAUCACUGCGAAAUACAGCUGGAAUGGGAAAGUUAUCUCUGUCUCUAAUCAAGGCCAGGAUCUUCUGAUACCACAAGCAAGUUUGAACAACAGUGGCCACUACCAAUGCAUUGGAUUUCUGGAGAGAGAUCAUUACGUAUAUAAGUCAAGUACCAGAAUUAUUAAAAUUCAAGAACUAUUUCCAUAUCCAAAGCUGCGAGUCACGCCCUCCCAGCCUACGGAAGGCAGCUCUGUAAACCUGAGCUGUCAAACACAGCUGCCUCUCGAGCGGUCGGACACUCUGCUGUACUUCACCUUCUUCAGAGACCGUGGGGUCAUGCUGUCAGACUGGAGCAGGUCCCCAGAACUGCAGAUCACAACCAUCUGGAGAGAAGACUCGGGGUCGUAUUGGUGCACGGCUGCUACAGCGAUCCCCAGCAUCCAAAAACACAGCCCCCCACUGCAGGUUCACGUGCAGGGUGUCCCAGUAUCCGGAGUGCUCCUGGAGACCCAGCCCCAGGGGGGCCAGGCGCUUGCAGGGGAGCCUCUGGUCCUCGUGUGUUCCGUGGCUGAAGGCACAGGGGACAUCGCAUUCUCCUGGCACAGAGAGGACACGGGGGAGCAUCUGGGGAGGAAGCAGCAGCGUUCCCAGAGAGCAGAGCUGGAGAUCCCUGCUGUCGGGGAGAGCCACAUGGGGCGCUACUACUGCACGGCCGACAACGGCCACGGCCUCGCCUGCAGCGGAGCCCUGAACAUCACUGUCACAGUCCCAGCAUCCCGCCCCGUCCUCACCCUCAGGGUGCCCGGGACUCAGGCCGUGGUGGGGGACGUGAUGGAGCUUCACUGUGAGGCCUACAAGGGCUCUCCCCCGAUCCUGUACCGGUUUUAUCAUGACGAUGUGUUCCUGGGGAGCAGCUCUGCCGCCUCUGGAGGAAGAGCGUCCUUCAACCUCUCUUUGACCCCAGAACAUUCCGGAAGCUAUGCCUGUGAGGCUGACAAUGGCCUGGGUGCCCAACGCAGCGACACCGCCUCACUCAGGGUCACAGUCCCAGCAUCCCGCCCCGUCCUCACCCUCAGGGUGCCCGGGACUCAGGCCGUGGUAGGGGACGUGAUGGAGCUUCACUGUGAGGCCCACAGGGGCUCUCCCCCGAUCCUGUACCGGUUUUAUUACGACGAUGUGUUCCUGGGAAGCAGCUCAGCCCCCUCUGGAGGUAGAGCAUCCUUCAACCUCUCUUUGACCCCAGAACAUUCCGGAAGCUAUGCCUGUGAGGCUGACAAUGGCCUGGGGGCCCAGCGCAGUGAGGUGGUACCACUCAAUGUCACAGUUCCUGCAUCACGCCCCAUCCUCACCCUCAGGGCUCCUGGGGCCCAGGCCUUCCCUGGGGAUGUGAUGGAGCUUCACUGUGAGGCCCACAGGGGCUCUCCCCCGAUCCUGUACCGGUUUUAUCAUGACAAUGUCAUCUUGGGGAGUAGCUCAGUCCCCUCUGGAGGAGGAGCAUCCUUCAACCUCUCUCUGACCGCGGAACAUACUGGAAACUACUCCUGUGAGGCUGAUAAUGGCCUGGGGGCCCAGUGCAGCGAGGCGGUGACACUCUCCAUCUCAGGAGGAAGGACCUCUGACCCCUCCAGGAACCCUUCAAACUCGGACCCCCAAGACCCCACCUACUACAAUGUACCUGGCUGGAUAGAGCUGCAACCAGUAUACAGCAAUGUAAAUCCUAAAGGAGGAGACGUGGUGUACUCAGAAGUCCGGAGGAUUCAGGAGGGGAACAAACAAGCAGUGGCCUCAGACUCCGCAUUAAGACUCCUCUGGACCUACCUGCCCUCUCACGGCCCGAUCGCCAGCCCCCAGCCUUACAGCGCCCAGGGCUCCUCUGUCAUCUACUCCCAGGUGAAAGUGCAAUCCUUCCUGACCUCCACGGCUGAGUCCGCACACACCCCCUGCACCCCAAGCAAUCCUGGGGGCCAGAGACAUUGAAGUGGG